AUGACGCCAGAUGAGUCUGCUCGGAGGCUGUACGAUGGGCUAGCUCGGAGCGGGAGUGGAGGGAGCAGCUCCUUUGCUGCAGAUGGCGGCGAAGCGGAUGUGGAGCAGGAUCCCCGGCGGCGCUCUAGGGUGGAGCAGGACAAGGCUCGCGUCUUCGCCAAGCGCUUCGGCGAGAAACCUCCCUUCAUCCUCGACCAUCCUGAUCGACAGAAGGCGACGAGCGAGCAGUACCCCGGCGUCGUGCUGGGAUCGUUUGCGGGCGGUAUUGGCGGACCAGGCUUUGGGUUUGGGGAGCACUCGGUCGGGAUCGGCGAAAUGGAUGGCAUCCUUGAUUUCUCUCAGCCGAGGCAGGACGGACGGCACGAUAGUGCUUCGGGCCCCGCUCCGAAUAUCGCCCCGUGGCUGGCGGAGGACAAGGCAAACGAGUCGCGCUCGAGCUCGGCGGAUCGGAGCGGUACACAUACACCCGGAGACUUUGCGGCUUCGCAGUACGGCUCGCAGGCGUCGCUGCCCCAGGUCAGACGGAACGGGACGGAGCAGAAUCUGGCGGACGGGGCGGCUUCCUCUUCGACGUCGCGGUCGGGUAGUCAUCCCGAGAUCUUCCCGGUACCUCCCCCAGACUCGUCGGCAUCGUCUAUAAAUGACCAGCAUGCGCGUCACGGCUCGACAGACUCGGUACAGACCCUCCCGGGCGGCCAGCAACCGGCAUCACUGAAAAAGAUGCCUCAACCCUUCGGAGAUCAGUUUGUGGCGCCUGGCGGAGGCAGAGGGAGCGUUGCUGGGAGCAAACUGCGAUUGGGCAGCAAGGCUUCGGACUUUGGGAGCACAGGAAGCGCCGACAGUGGGAAGCAGCGCAAGGGAUUGUUUGGGGGCUUUCUCAAGCGCAAGCCUACUGCCGACUUUGGACCGUCAGAUGGCUCGCAACGCGGCUCUACCUCGUCUAGGGGAUCGACCUCCUCCUUAGCGUACAAGCGGUCUCAUCCCGACAUGUCGCCAGUGUCCCCCAUGGACCUCCGUUCGAGACAGCAGUCCUACUUCAUGGAAGAUAUGGCCUCGCCUACGGACGAGCGCAAGGGAAUGGACUUUGGGACUAUCCCCGAGGCGCGGGCGGACGAGGCGCGGAUGGACACAGGCUUAUACCUCGAUAUGAACCUGGAGGAUAUGUCUGGCAUCGUCGAUACGAGCCGGAGCAUUCCCCAGGCUCAGCAAGGUGCUGCAUCAUCCAUAUCAAGCACCCAAAACAGCACCUACUUCAGCUCGUUGGGGUUGCAGAGCGCACCGACAAGCGAUAGCUUUGCGACUACGGCGGGAACCGAUUCGAGCGGCGGCUCGUCGGGCAGCGCGGGUGCUGUUGCGCCAGGCAGACAGGUCGUCGGCGAGGCGGAGAGGAAUGGGCAGCAGUUCAUGCGGACCAACCCAUUCUCCGGCUCGCCCACCGGCUCCAUUGACUUUCGGCUGGGGACGCCCCCGUCUCCGCAGAACCUGUCGCCGAAGGGUAUCCAUCCGAUGAUAUCAAUGCACAACCAGCCUCGUCGGCCAAGUCAGCUCCGGAAUGUCAAAAUCGGGUCAUUCGACUCGGACGGAUCGUCGGACUUACCGGAAAUGGGUCUCCAGCCCCUUGCGCCCGCCUGGGCGGCAGCGGGUCCGGCGACUCAGACGGUCUUCAACGAUCCGUUCCUCGGUGCCUCGGGUCGACCGCGCACGGCGGAUGGCUCUUCGCCUGCCUCGACCCACGCCGGGUCCACCUUCACCACUCCCCAAGCUAUAUUUGACGGCACAUUCCCUGCUGCACCCAUAGCUGCGGACGCAUCGGCGCCUGCUGGAGCUGGUGCGGAUGCCGCGGCUUGGGCAGCUCCAGAGUCAUGGGGUGUUGAAGCGGACGAGGAGGAAGAGGAGGAAGAGCAGAAAGAAGAGUCUGGCUCAUCCCACGGCGACGAGGACGAGUGGGACAUGGCCGAUGGGGUGGGCGGAUCAGGGGAUGAAACGGCGGAGGACAUCCAAACUAUCUCGCGCAAGCCUCCGCCGUUCGGGCAUGGUUCGCUUGGCAGAACGUCGGGCCAGACCGGAUCAAAUAGGGGAAGACCAAGAACGGGUACAGGCAGACCCAGUACGACCAACAAGGUCGACAGGGGUCGACCUGGGACAAGUGGCAGUAUAGCUGCUAGCAAUGUACCACAUUGGGUCCGGAUCUACCGCGCGGACGGGACCUUCGCGGUCAUGUCGUUCCCCCUACAAACACCUACUGCGGAUAUCAUCAAUACCCUAUCGGGUGCUAAUGAUGCGCCGGCGGGAAAGAAGGUGACGACGAGUAUGAAGCUGUUUGUGCGAGAAAGGGGACAAGAUCGUAUGCUGUCACCACUGGAGAAACCGUUGGUCAUCCAAGACCUACGACUUCGACAGGCUGGGUAUACCGAUGCGGAGCGGCCGGAGGAAUUGGGCAAGGACGACUUGAUGAUUCUGUGCAAGUUCAUCUUCCAAACGCCAGUCUUACCAGUCAUGGACCCGGACGAGGAGAACCAGUACGACUCGUUCGAGUUCAUCGAUAUCGGCGGCCGUGACCUCCAGACCAUCCCCAUCUUCCUCCACCUCCACGCCCACAAUAUCAUUAUCCUCAACCUCUCGCGGAACCCCAUGACCGACAUCCCGCUCGACUUCAUUCAGGCCUGCACGGCGCUCAAGGAAUUGCGGAUGACCAAUAAUGCUCUCAAGCGUAUUCCCGCAUCCAUUCGGGCCAGCACCAGUCUCUCCCGGCUGGACGUCUCGAGUAACAGGAUCGCCGAUCUCGAGAGUGUCAAUUUGCACGAGAUCGGUACCCUCCUAUCGCUCAAGGUGCAAAACAAUAUCCUCACCUCGAUCCCGACGUACUUUGCGCAGAUGAAGGCGCUCAAGUACCUCAACAUCUCCAACAACAAAUUCGUCACGUUCCCGGCGGUCGUUUGCGGGAUGGACACGCUCGUCGAUCUCGACGUGUCCUUCAACAACAUUACGGAGCUCCCGUCGGAAAUGUCCAACCUUCAGUCGCUGGAGAAGCUGGCGGUCUUCGGUAACGAGCUCUCCCAAUUCCCCGAGUCAUUCUCCACUUUGGCGAACCUCCGGGAUCUCGACGUACGGCGGAACCGAUUGACAGACUUGACGGCGGUCUACGCCCUGCCCAACCUCACUCGGCUGCAGGCGGACUGGAACAAUAUCGUCACGCUGGACGCGCAACUCGGGGCAAAGGUCAAGACCUUCUCGGUUCCCCACAACUCCAUCACUCGGUUCACGCUCGCCCCUAUCGUCGGCGCCACGGCCGUCACGUACAGCCUGACCAACCUCAACCUCUCCCAUGCCAAAAUCUCCACGCUGGCGGACGAGGCGUUCUCGGGCCUGACAAACCUCGUCGAUCUCAACUUGAACUUCAACCAGUUCACGCGGCUCCCGGCGACUCUCGAUCGCCUGACCAACCUGGAGAUUUUCAGCUGUACCGACAAUAUGCUGAAUGAUCUCCCGGUGGGUUUCGGCAAGAUGCAAAAGCUGCGGGUGCUCAACGUGCACAACAACAACCUGCGGAGCCUCCCAUCUGAUAUCUGGGGGUGCGGAUCGCUCGAGAAGCUCAAUGCGUCUUCAAAUCUGCUGCAGCAGUUUGAAGAGCCGCCGGAGGAUCUGGUGGGGAUGAUGGGACCGGAAGCGGCCGAGGUGGCCGCGCGAAAGAUGUCCAUCAUCUCGGAACCGGGCGCCAAAAUCGUCAUGCCCCUUCCGCCCGCCGGUCAAUCCCUGCUCAAACUCUUCCUCGCCGACAAUCGCCUGAACGACGAUGUUUUCCACCAGAUCGCCGAGAUGCCCAAUCUCCAGGUUCUCAACCUUUCCUUCAAUGACAUUUACGAGAUUCCGCCGGGGACAUUGGCGAGUGUCAAUCGGCUCGAGGCGCUCUACUUGUCGGGAAACAAGUUGACCAGUCUGCCGAGCGAGGAUCUGGAGAAGCUGCAGCGGUUGACGAUCCUGCAUCUCAACGGCAACAAGCUGCAGACGUUGCCGUCGGAAUUGGGGGCGAUCAAGACACUGCAGCAUCUGGAUGUGGGGAGCAAUGUGUUGAAGUACAACAUUGCGAAUUGGCCCUAUGACUGGAACUGGAAUUGGAAUACCGCUUUGCGAUACCUCAAUCUUUCCGGGAACAAGCGGCUCGAGAUCAAGCCAACAAGCGCGCAGGAGAUGUCUCAUACCCCUGCGCUCCGCAAAGAGCUCUCGGACUUUACCGCACUCACUCAUCUCCGCGUCCUCGGUCUCAUGGACGUCACCCUCCGUAUCUCGGCGCUUCCGGACGAGACUGAAUCCAAGCGGGUCCGGACCAGUUUCGCCGAGGUCAACGAGAUGCGGUACGGUAUCUCGGACAUCCUCGGUACGAAUGACCAUCUCGCACUGUUCGACAUGGUCAACCCAAACUUCCGGGGUCGGGACGACGAGUGCCUCUUUGGGAUGUUUGGCCGGUCUCAGCCAAUCAAUCCCUGCGGCCGGAUCGCCAAGUUCCUCCAGGAAACCUUCGCGGAUGCGCUUGUCAACCAGCUGGAAAUUCUCGGACCGGACGAAACGCCUGUUGAGGCCCUUCGGCGCAGUUUCUUGCUGUCCAACCGAAAGACGUUCGAGUUCUUUAUGAACGAGCAGCUUCAUCGGAAGCGCUCAGUCAACGGGUCGGCGGGGCCGGACAGCAUGUUCAAGAACUGGCAGCCCGCGCAAAACUCGCCUCUGCGCACCGGAUCGUCCGCGGCUGUCAUCUACCUCAAAGGGAAGACGCUGUAUAUCGGGAACGUCGGCGCCAACCUCGUGGUCAUCUCGCGAAAGGGAGAGGCGGAGCUUUUGACCAAGCUGCAUGACCCAACGGAGCGGGAGGAGACGGCUCGGAUCCGGCGAGCCGAGGCGUGGGUCAGUCCAAAGGGGCUGAUCAACGAGGACAAGGAGCUGGAUGUCUCGCGGGCAUUUGGGUACUGGCAUCAGUUCCCAGCUGUCAAUGCCUCGGCGGACGUGGCGGUUCGUCACCUCGCGGAAUCGGACGAAUUCCUCAUCAUCGGAAACCGGUCGCUCUGGAACUGCUGUUCUUACCAGACCGCGGUCGAUAUCGCGCGGACGGAACGGGACGACCCUAUGAUGGCCGCUCAGAAGCUUCGAGACUUUGCCAUCUCGUACGGCGCGGACGGGAGCGUCAUGGUCAUGGUCAUCAAUGUCUCGGACCUCUUCUUUGCGCGGCAUCACCGGUCUCGUGCGUUGACGAGCGCGGGCGGUCCGAUCGAUCAGGAAGGAGAUCAAAUUAUGGGUGUGCGGCGGAAUAUGCGGAGGCGAUACGAGGAGGUCGGGGACCGGACACUCAAUCGGCUACAGCAGGAGAUUGAGCCACCUCAAGGCCAGAUCGCUAUCGUCUUCACGGAUAUCGUCAACUCGACGCAUCUCUGGGAUACCAACCCCGGGAUGCCGAGCAGUAUCAAGAUCCACCACAAUCUUUUCCGUCGGCAACUUCGGCUCGAUGGCGGAUACGAGGUCAAGACGGAAGGCGACUCGUUUAUGGUCUCCUUCCAAAACGUCCUGUCCGCUCUGCUCUGGUGCUUCAAUUGCCAGAUCCUCUUGCUCCAGCAAGAAUGGCCACGGGAGCUGCUGGAUGCGCACGACGGGAAGGUCGUCCUUGACUCCGAGGGCAACAUCGUGCAGCGGGGUCUGCGUGUCAGGAUGGGCGUGCACUGGGGCGCACCGGCGUGCGAGCGAGAUCCUAUCACCAGGAGGAUGGACUACUACGGGCCAAUGGUGAAUCGAGCGGCGAGGAUCAAUGCCUCGGCGGACGGAGGGCAAUUGAUGGCGAGUCAAGAUGUCAUUGGGGAGAUCACGGCGAUUAGGGAGUAUCUCGACGGGAUGGAUGAAGAGGGUUUGAGCGAUCUCCCGCCAGAGAUGAAGAGGGAGGUGCAGGAGCUGAGACGGAUCGGGCUGGAGGUGAAGGAUAUGGGAGAGCGAAAGUUGAAGGGUCUCGAAGCAGUACCUGAAAAGUUGCAUCUCUUGUACCCCAAGCUCCUCGCGGGUCGCUUCGAAAUCUCGUCCAACAUCAACAAGGCAGUCGAAGCCAAGGCGCUCCCUCUCAUGAUCCGCGAACCCAAUCAGAUCGACGUGGACCAAGUUCGCCAGCUCAUUUCGGUCUGCCUUCGCCUCGAGGUUCUUACGUCGCCUCAGGAAGUCAGCAGCGUGUUUGGUAUGGCACUCGCCAGGCAGAAUCCGCCGGCAUAUCUGGGGCCGGCUGUGCGGGAUGAUAUGACGGAUGAGGAGUUGGGGUUGAUCAUUGAGAGCUUGACGACAAGGAUGGAGAAUAGCAUAUCUAGCUUGUUCUUGAAACAGCUCGGAGGGUUCUCCGCUAUCCUCGAGGCACUGGAAGGCUCUUCGACUAUAGACAAGCAACGCCUCAUACAGGCCCUGGCGAUGAUGAGCGGGAUGCGGGGAACAUAG
Dioszegia hungarica is the source of this 6453-nucleotide messenger RNA. RefSeq names its product adenylate cyclase. The transcript is spliced from 9 exons. Gene Ontology annotation, molecular function: protein binding. Lineage: Eukaryota; Fungi; Basidiomycota; Tremellomycetes; Tremellales; Bulleribasidiaceae. Bases 1 to 6453 code for a protein of 2150 amino acids. Gene Ontology annotation, biological process: intracellular signal transduction; cyclic nucleotide biosynthetic process. The record is from RefSeq and is a predicted model, not a curated record.